Coccinella septempunctata (seven-spotted ladybird) is the source of this 926-nucleotide messenger RNA. RefSeq names its product adenine phosphoribosyltransferase-like. Gene Ontology annotation, cellular component: cytoplasm. The transcript has 3 exons. The record is from RefSeq and is a predicted model, not a curated record. The coding region runs from base 142 to 681 and encodes 179 amino acids. Gene Ontology annotation, molecular function: adenine binding; adenine phosphoribosyltransferase activity; AMP binding. Gene Ontology annotation, biological process: AMP salvage; adenine salvage. Lineage: Eukaryota; Metazoa; Arthropoda; Insecta; Coleoptera; Coccinellidae.
CCAUGUGAAUAAUAAGAUUUGACAACGUUGUUCCUAAAAAAUAAUAUUUGAAUUUGAAAUACAACCUAAUUGCGACAAGAAUCUGGAGAUAAGUGCGAAUAAUGAUCAAAACUUGAGCAACUGCGGUCAUUCGUUUCAAUCAUGGCAUCAAACGAGAGUAAGAAACAAUUAAUUAAGGAUAAUAUUAAAUCCUACCCGGAUUUUCCAAAACCAGGUGUGAUCUUCAGGGAUAUUUUUUCUGUUCUACAAAAUCCCGAGAUCUUUGCUGUUCUCAAAGAUUUAUUGAUCUACAGUGCAAAGUCUUUUGCUGUUCGUCCAGAUGUGGUUGUUGCAUUGGACUCUAGGGGUUUUCUGUUUGGAACACUAGUAGCUCUAGAUUUACAAAUUCCUUUUGUACCAAUAAGGAAAAAGGGUAAACUGCCAGGCCCCAAGAAGACAGCGGAGUAUUCUUUAGAAUAUGGAACUGAUACUCUGGAAAUAUCUACAGAUGCAAUAGAGCAAGGUUCUAAUGUUUUAAUUGUUGAUGAUUUAUUAGGAACUGGUGGAACUCUACAGACAGCCUGUUCGCUUGUAAAAGAUGUUGGCGGUAAUGUUUCAGGUUGUCUUGUAGUGAUUGAAUUGAAAGAAUUUAAUGGUAGGGCGAAAAUUAAAUGUCCUUUAAUGAGUUUGGUACAAUAUUGAGAACAUUAAAGUAGGGAAACAAAGGACACAAGUACCCAUUCAUUUUUCCUUUAUAAAGAAUAAUUUAUACUGUAUUAUUUUUUGAAGAAUCAAACAUCAACAAAGAUGCAGGUGUACUUUCUGCUUUUGUUUCAUAACCCGAAAUAAGUUUAUGAUCUUGAUGCUGGUAAAAAUGAAUGGUUAUUUUUGAAUUGUCUCAGUUUUCUCAAAUUUUAUGUUGAUAUUAAAUAUACCUACUCUGUGAA